AUGGAUGAAACUCCAAUUGUUCCAUUGCCACAAAUCAAAAUUCCUCCCCCAUUGCCACAAAGACUCAAGAAUAAGGAUAAUGAUACCAAGUUUAAGAAGUUUAUUGCGAAGUUUAGCAAUUUGUCGGUGAAUAUUCCUUUGCUAGAAGCCUUACAAGAAAUGACCGGUUAUGCUAAAUUUAUGAAGGACUUGGUUACAAAGAAGCGAGUCAUGGAUUUUGAAACAAUUAACGUAACCCAUAAUUGUAGUGCUAUAUUGUCUAGAACAAUGGUGGUGAAGAAAGAAGACCCGAGCUUGGGUUCUCCUAAGCCUACUACUAUAAGGCUUCUAAUGGCCAAUCAUUUAAUCAAAAAUCUCGUUGGUAUGUUGUAUGAUGUUUUGGUGAAAUUUGACCAGUUUAUCUUUUCGGCCGACUUCAUGAUUCUCGAUUCUGAGGUUGAUCAUGAGAUCCCAAUCAUUCUUGGUAGAACAUUCUUAGCUACCAGAAGGGCCUUAGUGUAUGUGGAAUAUGGGGAGAUGAAAUUUUGGGUGAACGAUGAAGAAGUAUCCUUCAAUGUGUGUAAGUCCAUGAAGCAACCCAUGGACUUGCAAGUUAUUUCGGUGAUUGAUGUGGUUGAUGAUGAGGUAGAUAACACCGCUAAAAUGGAUCUUGUGAAUGACCCCUUGGUGGGUGUAUUGUGGAACUUUGGAAGUGAGGUGGUUGAAGAAUAUGAUGAGGUGGUAGCUUCAUUGACGGGUCUUGGAUCCUACACCAAGAACCCAGUCAAAUUAGAUCUUGAUUUGAAAAACUGUGAUAGUCCACCCGCCAAGCCGUCUAUUAUUGAACCACCUCAACUCAAAAUUAAGCCAUUACCAUCCCAUCUCCAAUAUGUUUUCUUGGGUAAAGAUAAUACAUUGCCAAUCAUUAUAGCAAGUGAUCUUGAACCUUAUCAAGUGGAUACCUUUAAAUCAAUUGUGAAAAAGUUCAUUCGUGCUAUCGGACGGACUAUCACGAAAAUUAUAGGCAUUCUUCCCAGAAUUUGUUCUCAUAAAAUCAAGAUAAAUGUUGAUCGUGUUCCUAGUGUGGAACACCAAAGGUGA
This is a messenger RNA of Capsicum annuum, 1080 nucleotides long. RefSeq lists its product as uncharacterized. NCBI's taxonomy places the organism in Eukaryota, Viridiplantae, Streptophyta, Magnoliopsida, Solanales, Solanaceae. The coding region runs from base 1 to 1080 and encodes 359 amino acids. The transcript has 2 exons. The record is from RefSeq and is a predicted model, not a curated record.